Messenger RNA from Vollenhovia emeryi, 459 nucleotides. RefSeq lists its product as uncharacterized. The record is from RefSeq and is a predicted model, not a curated record. The annotation marks the transcript as partial. The transcript is spliced from 2 exons. NCBI's taxonomy places the organism in Eukaryota, Metazoa, Arthropoda, Insecta, Hymenoptera, Formicidae.
UUUGCUCUGCAGGACACGGCAUGGUUGCGCUUGUGUACGUGAGCACCGAGUGUAACACUUCGAUGGUGCUCGACCCCACAGUUUGCACCUCUGUGUGCAACUUCAUUUGUUUCAUCGCAGAGAAGCAGCAAACACGCAAAAUGCCACAAUCAUCAAACAACGGUGAUGUGCCAACGCUGCAACGGGUGUUGCAGCAGUUGCAGCAGCAACAAACUUUGAUAGAGGAGUUGCAGCGACGGCUGCAAGAGCGCGAGCAGGUGCGGGAGCAACCGUUUCAGCAGCCUCUCCAGGAGGCCGAAGACCAGCCGGAGGCGCAACAGCAGCAGCAGCAAGAGGGCCAGGAAGCCCGCCAGCAGCAUGAGCAGCCGCUGGCGCAGCAGCAACAGGAGGCCGAGGAGCAGCCGCAGCCGCAGCAGGAGGCUGAGGAGCAGCCGCAGCAGCAGAAGCCAAAGCGAAUGA